AUGGAGAGAGCCAGCGCCGGCCAGCUCCCCCGGCUGCCCCGUGCCCAGGCCGCCGCCGCCGGCUCCCCGAGCCCCGCUCCCGGGCGGACCUCCUCGGGCACGGCGCCCCCCUGCGCGGCCGCCCCAGGUCCCCGACCCGCUCCGCGCCCCGGGCGGCGGGCCAGCGGGGCCAGGGGGCGCUCGGCACCUGGGCGCUCCGAGCGAUGCGCAGCGGGGCAGCGGCGGCCCCGCCGAUGGAGCUGCCGCCGCCUUCCCUCUCGCCCGGCGCGCCCCGCUCCUCCCGCGCCCCGUGCGCCUGAGCGCCCAGCUCGCUCCUCCUCCGCGCCAACUCCGCCGCCCGCUCCCCGUGCGCCCCCGCGCCUCCCGGGGCUCCACGCAUCUGGCCCCGCGGAGGCAGCUUCCUCCUCCGGGCGCGGGCCCCUGCGCACCAUGGCCCCCGGGCGGACAGGGGCCGGCGCCGCCGUGCGCGCCCGCCUGGCGCUGGCCUUGGCGCUGGCGAGUGUCCUGAGCGGGGGCCCCGCGGCCGCCUGCCCCACCAAGUGUACCUGCUCCGCCGCCAGCGUGGACUGCCACGGGCUGGGCCUCCGGGCGGUGCCUCGCGGCAUCCCCCGCAACGCCGAGCGCCUUGACCUGGACAGAAAUAAUAUCACUAGGAUCACCAAGAUGGACUUUGCUGGACUCAAGAACCUUCGAGUCUUGCAUCUGGAAGACAACCAGGUCAGCAUCAUCGAGAGAGGCGCCUUCCAGGAUCUGAAGCAGCUGGAGCGAUUGCGUCUGAACAAGAAUAAGCUCCAGGUCCUUCCAGAACUGCUUUUCCAGAGCACUCCGAAGCUCACCAGACUAGAUCUGAGCGAGAACCAGAUCCUGGGCAUCCCGAGGAAGGCGUUCCGAGGCAUCGCCGACGUGAAGAACCUGCAACUGGACAACAACCACAUCAGCUGCAUUGAAGAUGGAGCCUUCCGAGCGCUGCGCGAUCUGGAGAUCCUCACCCUCAACAACAACAACAUUAGCCGCAUCCUGGUCACCAGCUUCAACCACAUGCCGAAGAUCCGAACCCUGCGCCUCCACUCCAACCACUUGCACUGCGACUGCCACCUGGCCUGGCUCUCGGAUUGGCUGCGACAGCGGCGGACGGUCGGCCAGUUCACACUCUGCAUGGCGCCCGUGCACCUGAGGGGCUUCAACGUGGCAGACGUGCAGAAGAAGGAGUACGCGUGCCCAGGUCCCCACUCGGAGCCGCCAUCCUGCAAUGCCAACUCCAUCUCCUGCCCUUCGGCCUGCACCUGCAGCAAUAACAUUGUGGACUGCCGGGGGAAGGGCUUGACGGAGAUCCCCGCCAACCUGCCAGAGGGCAUCGUCGAAAUACGCCUGGAGCAGAACUCCAUCAAGUCCAUCCCCGCCGGAGCCUUCACCCCGUACAAGAAGCUGAAGCGAAUAGACAUCAGCAAGAACCAGAUAUCAGACAUCGCGCCCGAUGCCUUCCAGGGCCUGAAGUCGCUCACGUCGCUGGUGCUCUACGGGAACAAGAUCACCGAGAUUGCCAAGGGCCUGUUUGACGGGCUGGUGUCCCUGCAGCUGCUCCUCCUCAAUGCCAACAAGAUCAACUGCCUGCGGGUGAACACGUUCCAGGACCUGCAGAACCUCAACCUGCUCUCCCUCUAUGACAACAAGCUGCAGACCAUCAGCAAGGGACUCUUCGCCCCUCUGCAGGCCAUCCAGACGCUCCACUUAGCCCAAAACCCGUUCGUGUGCGACUGCCACCUGAAGUGGCUGGCGGACUACCUGCAGGACAACCCCAUCGAGACCAGCGGGGCGCGCUGCAGCAGCCCCCGGCGGCUGGCCAACAAGCGCAUCAGCCAGGUCAAGAGCAAGAAGUUCCGCUGCUCAGGCUCAGAGGAUUACCGCAGCCGGUUCAGCAGCGAGUGCUUCAUGGAUCUCGUGUGUCCCGAGAAGUGUCGCUGCGAGGGCACCGUCGUGGACUGCUCCAACCAGAAGCUGGCCCGCAUCCCCAGCCACCUCCCUGAGUACACCACCGAUCUGCGACUGAACGACAACGAGAUCUCUGUCCUGGAGGCCACCGGCAUCUUCAAGAAGUUGCCCAACCUGCGGAAGAUAAACCUGAGCAACAACAAGAUCAAGGAGGUGCGAGAGGGCGCCUUUGACGGAGCAGCAGGCGUGCAGGAGCUGAUGCUGACAGGGAACCAGCUGGAGAUGGUGCACGGGCGCAUGUUCCGUGGCCUCAGUGGCCUCAAGACCUUGAUGCUGAGGAGCAACCUCAUCAGCUGUGUGAGCAAUGACACCUUCACUGGCCUGAGCUCAGUGCGACUGCUGUCCCUCUAUGACAACCGCAUCAGCACCAUCACCCCCGGAGCCUUCACCACGUUGGUCUCCCUGUCCACCAUAAACCUCCUGUCCAACCCCUUCAACUGCAACUGCCACCUGGCCUGGCUCGGCAAAUGGCUGAGGAAGCGGCGGGUCGUCAGUGGGAACCCCCGGUGCCAGAAGCCAUUCUUCCUCAAGGAGAUUCCCAUCCAGGACGUGGCCAUCCAGGACUUCACCUGCGAAGGCAACGACGAGAGCAGCUGCCAUCUGGGCCCGCGCUGCCCCGAGCAGUGCACCUGCGUGGACACGGUGGUGCGGUGCAGCAACAGGGGGCUCCGCGCCCUCCCCAAAGGCAUCCCCAAGGAUGUGACUGAGCUGUACCUGGAAGGAAACCACCUCACGGCCGUGCCCAGGGAGCUGUCCGCCCUCCGACACCUGACACUUAUUGACCUGAGCAACAACAGCAUUGGCGUGCUGACCAACUACACCUUCAGUAACAUGUCGCACCUCUCCACCCUGAUCCUGAGCUACAACCGGCUGCGCUGCAUCCCCAUCCACGCCUUCCACGGGCUGCGGUCCCUGCGAGUGCUAACCCUGCACGGCAACGACAUCUCCAGCGUCCCCGAAGGCUCCUUCAACGACCUGCCGUCCCUGUCCCACCUGGCACUGGGCACCAACCCGCUGCACUGUGACUGCAGCCUGCGCUGGCUGUCGGAGUGGGUGAAGGCGGGGUACAAGGAGCCCGGCAUCGCCCGCUGCAGUAGCCCCGAGGCCAUGGCCGACAGACUGCUGCUCACCACCCCCACCCACCGAUUCCAGUGCAAAGGACCAGUGGACAUCAACCUUGUGGCCAAGUGCAACGCCUGCCUCUCCAGCCCGUGCAGGAACAACGGGACGUGCAGCCAGGACCCCGUGGAGCUGUACCGCUGCGCCUGCCCCUACGGCUACAAGGGCAAAGACUGUGCCACACCCAUCAACACCUGCGUCCAGAACCCCUGUCAGCAUGGAGGCACCUGCCACCUGAGCGAGAGCCACAAGGAUGGCUUCAGUUGCUCCUGCCCUCUGGGCUUUGAAGGACAGCGAUGUGAGAUCAACCCGGACGAUUGUGAGGACAAUGACUGUGAGAACAACGCCACCUGUGUGGACGGGAUCAACAACUAUGUGUGUGUGUGCCCGCCUAACUACACAGGUGAGCUGUGCGAUGAGGUGAUCGACCACUGCGUGCCGGGGCUGAACCUCUGCCAGAACGAGGCCAAGUGCAUCUCGCUGGACAAAGGAUUCAGGUGCGAGUGCCUCCCCGGCUACAGCGGGAAGCUCUGCGAGGUGGACGACGAUGACUGCGCGGCCCACAGGUGCCGCCACGGGGCCCAGUGCGUGGACGCGGUCAAUGGCUACACGUGCCUCUGCCCCCAGGGCUUCAGCGGGCUCCUAUGUGAGCACCCCCCGCCCAUGGUCCUGCUGCAGACCAGCCCCUGCGACCAGUAUGAGUGCCAGAACGGGGCGCAGUGCAUCGUGGUGCAGCAGGAGCCCACCUGCCGCUGCCCCCCGGGCUUCGCCGGCCCGCGCUGCGAGAAGCUCAUCACCGUCAACUUCGUGGGCAAGGACUCCUACGUGGAACUGGCCUCCGCCAAGGUCCGGCCCCAGGCCAACAUCUCCCUGCAGGUGGCCACGGACAAGGAUAAUGGCAUCCUCCUCUACAAGGGAGACAACGACCCGCUGGCGCUGGAGCUGUACCAGGGCCACGUGCGGCUGGUCUACGACAGCCUGAGCUCCCCGCCCACCACGGUGUACAGCGUGGAGACGGUGAACGACGGGCAGUUCCACAGCGUGGAGCUGGUGAUGCUGAACCAGACCCUGAACCUGGUGGUGGACAAAGGAGCUCCCAAGAGCCUGGGGAAGCUCCAGAAGCAGCCGGCAGUGGGCACCAACAGCCCCCUCUACCUUGGAGGCAUCCCGACCUCCACGGGCCUCUCGGCGCUGCGCCAGGGGGCGGACCGGCCGCUGGGCGGCUUCCACGGCUGCAUCCACGAGGUGCGCAUCAACAACGAGCUGCAGGACUUCAAGGCGCUGCCGCCGCAGUCCCUGGGCGUGUCGCCCGGCUGCAAGUCCUGCACGGUGUGCCGGCACGGCCUGUGCCGCGCGGUGGAGAAGGACAGCGUGGUCUGCGAGUGCCACCCCGGCUGGACCGGCCCGCUGUGCGACCAGGAGGCCCCAGACCCCUGCCUGGGCCACAGCUGCGACCACGGGAAAUGUGUGAGGACCGGGCCCUCCUAUGUGUGCAAGUGUGCCGAGGGCUACGGAGGGGCCUUGUGUGACCACAAAAACGACUCUGCCAGCGCCUGCUCAGCCUUCAAAUGCCACCACGGGCAGUGCCACGUCUCAGACCGAGGGGAGCCCUACUGCCUGUGCCAGCCUGGCUUCGGAGGGGAGCACUGCGAACAAGAGAACCCGUGCCUGGGGGAGGUCGUCCGAGAGGUGAUCCGCCGCCAGAAGGGCUACGCGUCCUGUGCCACGGCCUCCAAGGUGCCCGUGGUGGCGUGCCGCGGCGGCUGCGGGCCCCAGUGCUGCCUGCCCACCCGCAGCCGGCGGCGGAAGUACGUCUUCCAGUGCACGGACGGCUCCUCCUUCGUGGAGGAGGUGGAGAGACACUUGGAGUGCGGCUGCCGGCCCUGCGCCUAG
Molecule: messenger RNA, 5001 nt
Organism: Pipistrellus nathusii (Nathusius's pipistrelle)
Lineage: Eukaryota; Metazoa; Chordata; Mammalia; Chiroptera; Vespertilionidae
Source: the annotation of a GenBank genome assembly